AGCAUUGUACUUCCUGUGUUGAGCCACUCCUGGUUUAACUGUGGGAAGUUGCUGAAAUCUCGUUGCAAGCGUUAGAACCCAUGAGAACAGUAAUCUGUCUAUUGUUUCUUUACGAGCUGCCUUCUCGUCUGCAUUGUUUUGCAGCAGCACUGCGUAUAAGUGAUUCGCACAAUGGACAAAGACGCUUUGCUGACUCAUAUCCUGAAGCCAAAAGGCAUUUCAACACUUCUUGGUGGAGAUCCGCCUAUCAGUGUGAUAAACAACAAUAAGUACAUAACCCAGGUGACCCCUGAAGCUCAGGUGACAGACAGAAAUGUGGAUGACAGCUCGCCCUCCCUCGAUCACGCCAUCCACACCGCUCUGUCUGGUCAGAGCAAAACUGUGAUACUCAUGGGUCCUGAAGGAUCAGGUAAAACCACCACACUGGAGAAGCUAGUUGUGGAUUGGGCAAAAGGAGAACACCUUCAAAACUUUUCUUAUGUUUUUUAUUUCCGGGUGAGAGUGAUAAAUUCUCUUGAAGGCGCGCUGUCUUUGGAGACUUUAAUGCAACACCAUCACAUUCCUCCCGAGUCCAUGCCCCUAGUUCUGCAGAAGCCUGAGGAUGUGUUGUGUGUUUUUGAUGACCUGGAUCAAUACAAAGUUUUCCCAGACCCCUCCGCCCACACCCUCUGCUCUGACCCCAGCCAGGCGGUCUCAGUGUCCUGUUUAAUAGCCAGUCUGCUUCAUGGAUCACUGCUGAAAGGAGCUGCUUUUGUGGUGGCAACCAGGCCGAAAGAAUCUCUGGAGUUUCCGAACAGCACCAGGAUGGAAGUACUGGGGUUUCUGAAGCCCCAGAGAGAAGCUUAUUUUAACGGCUUCUUUACUGACCCAGCCACUGCAAAUAAAGCUCUAACUCACAUGGAAAGGACUCUAGGUUUUUAUGAUUUCUGCACCUCUCCUAGAUUUUGCUGGACAGUUUGUUCUAUUUACAAGAUUCUGAUGGAUGCUGGAGCAGAACUUCCUGAAACAUUAACUCAGCUGCAUGUUGAUAUCCUGGUUCACCUGAUCCAGGCACUGAAUGAGGCGCGUGUCAGAGAGCUGGUGCUGGCCCUCGGCAGGAUGGCUUCUCAUUGCUCUCACCAACACUCAAGCUGCACCAAAGAGGAACUUGAUUGCUUCAGUUUUCACAGAUUUCUUAGCUCAGUUGGUGCAUUCUUGCAAGUAGACGGAGACCUGGAUUCAGACGCGUGUGUUUUUUCUUUCACCUCCCAGCUGAUGCAGGAGUUCCUCUUGGCCGUGUGUUUCUUUCUGGACAAGUCUGAGGGAGUGGAGAAGAUGUUGGAAAAGCACAAAGGUCACGUAAAGUUUCUAGAUCUCUUCCUGUCAGGGCUCUCGGAGCCAGUUCAGCGCAGACCAUUAGAGACCCUGCUGGAGGAGUUCAACUCGGAUCAGAUCACAGAUUUCAAACGCUGGUUUAAAAGCAGCUCAGAGGAAACGCUGAAGGGAUGUUACAAACACGAGCACCACCGUUGCUUCCAUCUACUUCACCAAGCUCACAGUAAGAAAUUGGUGAAAGAGAUCAUCACUCCGUCAGCACAAACAGGCAUCAGCUACGGCGACUUGAGCCUGCAGGACUGUGUAGCUCUGACCUACGUCGUCACGUGCCUCGGUGAGAUGGAGCUGUUGAAUCUGUACGGGACGAGGGAUUUUACCAAAGAGAAAGCAGAGGCCCUGGCUCCAGCUAUGAGCUUGUCACACAAGAUAUUCUUUUCAGGCAGCUCCUUGAGCACUGGAGCUGUCUCUCAUCUGGCUUCAGCUCUCAGCAGAGGAAUCACCAAGGAGCUGGAUCUCUCUUACGCCCGCCUUGGAGACGAGAAGUUCAAAAUUCUCUGUGCUGGACUCAGAGACUGCAAACUGCAAGAAUUAAAACUUCUAGCAUGCAGACUGACCGAGGCGAGCUGUGAUGAACUGGUGUCUGUGCUGACUUCAGGCGCCUCUCAGCUGUAUGUGUUGGAUAUGAUGCACAAUGAGAUCGGGGACCACGGCCUCAUGAAACUGAGCAAAGCACUGCAGAGUCCUCAUUGCAAACUACAGGAGCUCCCGCUGAGAGGCUGCAAUUUGACUGCAGCAUCCAUGGAGGCUUUCUCUGCAGCUUUGUGCUCUGGUAAAUCAGAGCUGAGAAAAGUGAUCCUGUCACAAAACAGCAUUGGUGACAGUGGAGUGGAGGCUUUGUGCAAAUCUCUGCAAAACCCACUGUGCAAACUGCAGAACCUUGAACUGUUUGAUAGUGAGCUGACAGGUGCGUGCUGUCGUCAUUUGACGGAAGCCCUGAUGUCAGAGCACUGGUCUCUGACAGAGCUGGAGCUGUCAGUGAAUGAUUUGGGCCAGGAGGGGGCGCUGCUGCUCUGCCAAGGCCUCAGUCAAACCGGAUGCCCAUUGGAAAAACUUGGGUUGAAACGAUGUGAGUUAACCCAGCCAGUCUUCAAGGAACUGGGCUCACUGUUGAAAAGUGGGACUUCCCGACUUAAGUCCCUGAUUGUUGGUAUAAAUAAAGUUGGCAACCAAGGGGUUAAACACCUUUGGGAUGCUGUUGCACAUCCAAGCUGUCUGUUGGAGGAACUUGAUGUUGAAAUGACCGAUUUGACAGACGCCUGUGUGGAGGACUUGUGUGCUGCUGUAAGAGCCAGCAAGACUUUGAAGAUACUGGAACUGAGAAACAACUCUCUGACCGAUGUUUCCGUCCCAGCUCUUAUCCAAGUCAUGCAGGACAGCCACAACAUGCAGGAGAUGAACCUCAAGUACAACGACUUCUCUGACGAGGUUUUAGACAUGUUGUACGAGUGUGAUAAGAUAAGAUACUGAAGGAGGCAGAUUGGUCCCUUCAUCUCACAGGCUGCUACAGGAUCACUCACUGUACUGAGUUCUGCCAUGUUCUCCCACAGCUGAGGUACUGGGAGGGAUGGGAAUUUGUUGUUUUUCUCUGUCUUAUGUAAAAGUUAAUUCAGUAUCUGUACUGUUGGUUGGACCAAACAAAAUGACAAAUUCAUCUUUAGAAAAUUGUGAUAUUUUACAGCCCAAAUGAUUCAUGGAGACAAUAAUCUGUAAUGAACAUAAUUAUCAGUUGCAGCCCUACUGAUGAUACAGUCAAGAUCACCAUCUAUAACAUAAUAAAAGUCCUUCAACACAUUAA
Lates calcarifer (barramundi perch) is the source of this 3169-nucleotide messenger RNA. Its product is annotated as NACHT, LRR and PYD domains-containing protein 3. Gene Ontology annotation, cellular component: cytoplasm. Gene Ontology annotation, molecular function: protein binding. The record is from RefSeq and is a predicted model, not a curated record. NCBI's taxonomy places the organism in Eukaryota, Metazoa, Chordata, Actinopteri, Centropomidae.